Gadus morhua (Atlantic cod) is the source of this 1039-nucleotide messenger RNA. RefSeq names its product BRD4-interacting chromatin-remodeling complex-associated protein-like. Bases 236 to 736 code for a protein of 166 amino acids. The record is from RefSeq and is a predicted model, not a curated record. NCBI's taxonomy places the organism in Eukaryota, Metazoa, Chordata, Actinopteri, Gadiformes, Gadidae. The transcript is spliced from 2 exons.
AUGGGGGUCCAAUAGGCAGCCAAUGGGCGUUUAGCCCCCAAAUACAAUAUGCCUUAAUGACUUUUGUUGUAGGCCAAAAACAACACGACAGAAAAAUAAUUUAUUGUUUUUUCGAUCCCACUCUGUAGUCAAUUAGCCUAAUUAGAGAGUUAACCACCAGAUAGAGGCAGAACCCGCUUGGUUCCCUGAGCCCGAUUCAGGAUCAGAGGUCGAAUCAAACCAACUGCUGGACUCAAUGGAACAGAAAAUGCAUAAGACAAGAUCCUGGACAGACGAACGGCCUCCUCUGAAGGCAGGAAUGGCGUCUCACUCGGGGUACCCAGAAGACCUCCAGGCGUGGGACAGCCCUGAGAGGGUCCACCCUCUGCGCCCACGUGACAACCUCAGAGUCAACAGAGCGCUGUUCGCCACGACCAGCAGGGACAGCGUCUGCCCCCCCGGCCCCCCGGUGACGGGGAGGGAGAGCUGCAGACCCGCCCCGACGCCACGGGGAGCCCCGCCCUUCGACGGCACCGCCGACCACAGCUCCCAGUACCGGCCCCCCGCGGUCCGGCCCCGGAGGCCCCCGGCCCGGCCCGCCAGCCACCCCCCCGGGCCCCCUCUGACGGGGGUCCACACCAGCCACACAGACUUCAGGGGCCAGCCCUCCGGGACGGCCCGGUCCUUAGAGCCCGCGGGGGCCUGGGGGAGGAGCCCCACCUCCUUCGCCAGCACCACAGAGUUCAGGGACCAAUAAGUAAUGAACCAGCUUAGGGGGUCACUGCAGCUGCUGACCUUUGACCCCGUGUUUAUGCCUCCGCACACGACGGGGUGCAAAGGUCAAAUAAAAUGACGUUUCAACUGCACUGUGUUGUAGAAGAAAGAAAACAGUUUGUAUUAUAGACCACACUAAUGAACAUUGUCAUUUGUUUUUUAAAUUAUUAACACCAAACUAUUCAAAUAUUGUGUUUAAGCUGACAUUAAGAAUUAUUCUUAAAAUGCACAUAAUGGCACAACUUGCACUAACUGUUAAAAUAAGUUCAAAGAACGUAUUUAAAUA